AAGAAUUAAUUUGUAUUGUAAGAGAAGAAAUCGGUGCGAUUGACUAUGGCAAUUUCUUUGCGCCGAUUGCGAGAUUUGCUAGAUUCAAAUGGAAGUAUAUUGAUGCGGAUGGUUCUAGUGUUUUUUCCAUCAUUCUCAGUGCCUUAUAUCGCCGGAGUAAUGCUCCUGUUCAAUGCGAUUACAGAAAAGGUGAAUCAUCUAGUGCUAAGACCUCUUUGGGGUUGGAUUGUUUGGGUGAUGAGCAAAAUACAGAAAACCGUCCUGUUGUAUUGGCAGUCAACGAUGAGACCUCUGUUGGAUCCGGUUGUAGAGAAGAUGAGUGAUGCAUGGGAAGAUCUCAUGCUGUAUUUGCUGUCGAAGGUGAGAGUUGUGCGGGAUCGGAUUGCCAGUAAGAUGAGAAAUGCGUCGGAAGCUCUUGAGAUGCAUCUCGCCAUUGACGCGGAAAUGGGUCAACCGAAGGCCAAGCUGGUCGGCAAACUUGCCUUGUUAUCCACAACGUUUUUUCUGCAAGAAUCAGAGUUACGUUUUAAAUAUGAUAAAACAGGAGUAAUCACGGUAUGUUUCAUCUCUAUUUGCCUGAGCCUGCUAACAUUUUCCUAUUAUUGGAGUAAAACACUCGAAAUCCUCUCUCGGAGGUGGGGCUGCACGUCAAAUUCAACACUGAACUCCACUUGCUUUUUUCUAGCAAUUUGUUUUGAAAACUUUUAUGAUAAUUCCUUGAGGAACAUUGGUGCUGCAUUCUGUAUGGCUGUUUUUAUUCUAAGUCUGCACGUGGUGUUACGCCCACGAAUAGACAUAGGCUUCUUUGGACUCAUGCUAGGAGUUGUUGGAUCCAUGACUUACAGCCACUUCGGAUUGAAGUACCCUACCUGGAUAAUUUCCUGUAUCUGUUUUGUGAUGAUUGGUUUCAAGAGUUGGUUAGAUAAGCACUGGUUGGAUUUUGAGGAAGAUCUGCCACGGCUCUCUACAUAUAUUAAUAUCAUAGGAAGCGCCACUAUGAUUGCUCCUCUCCCAGACACCUGGUCCUUCGUUACUCGACGCAUCUCUAGGCCAGCUGGUGGCGAUGGAAGCAUUUUACUUCUUGUAAUAUGCAUCUACAUAAAUCUCGGUGGUCGGUUUUAUUUUUGGAGUUCUCUGUUCCGGUACCAAAGGCACGCACCUAAUGAUUUACUACCCACCACCAGGGUUGGUCUACCCCUCACCAGGGUUGAUCUUCAAACUCGCUAUAUGAACUUUGUGUUUUAUUCCUCUAUUAUGGAUUACUUUUAUCUUUUCAUUUCUCAGGCCUAUUAUGAUGGGUGGGAUUAUCCUACUGCGUUCAUUGUAAUGUCAAUUGUAAUGCAUGUUGUUUCAUUUAUCAUCACAAGGCGAGUUUUUUGUCGGUGAAUAUUAAUUUAGUUAAUUUUAAGUUAAACUACUUGUUUAGCAUAACUAGAGUUUGUGAUAAAAAUUUUGUGUGAGGGAAUAUAUUGUAGAAUUAUUA
Messenger RNA from Rubroshorea leprosula, 1483 nucleotides. The record is from the annotation of a GenBank genome assembly. Lineage: Eukaryota; Viridiplantae; Streptophyta; Magnoliopsida; Malvales; Dipterocarpaceae.